Haliaeetus leucocephalus (bald eagle) is the source of this 5929-nucleotide messenger RNA. RefSeq names its product zinc finger protein 148 (gene ZNF148). The transcript is spliced from 7 exons. Gene Ontology annotation, molecular function: DNA-binding transcription factor activity, RNA polymerase II-specific; RNA polymerase II cis-regulatory region sequence-specific DNA binding. Gene Ontology annotation, biological process: regulation of transcription by RNA polymerase II. Gene Ontology annotation, cellular component: nucleus. Bases 94 to 2469 code for a protein of 791 amino acids. The record is from RefSeq and is a predicted model, not a curated record. Lineage: Eukaryota; Metazoa; Chordata; Aves; Accipitriformes; Accipitridae.
GACUUUGAACUUUAGGAAGGGCUCUUUCAGAUCUUCUGGCCCAGACCACUGGUGGCUCUGAAAGAUGGCCACUGAAGGUUAUUGCACUUAAGAAUGAACAUUGAAGACAAGCUGGGAGGAUUAUUUCUUAAAUGUGGUGGCAUAGACCAAAUGCAGUCAUCCAGGGCUAUGGUAGGGAUGGGUGCAGUAUCUGACCAGUCUGGAGUAUCGGGAGAACGGCAAGAGGCAGUGCUUCAAGAUCGGACUAUGGCGCACCAAGAAAUUCUUGCAACAGAUGAAGUGUUACAGGAAAGUGAACUUCGACAGCAAGAGAUGAUUUCACAUGAUGAACUCAUGGUCCAUGAGGAGACGGUAAAAAAUGAUGAUGACAUGGAUACGCAAGAUAGACUUCCUCAAGGGCUGCAGUAUGCUGUUAAUGUCCCUAUCAGUGUAAAGCAAGAAAUUACCUUUACUGAUGCAUCUGAACAACAGAAACGAGACAAAAAACAAAUACGAGAGCCAGUAGAUUUGCAGAAAAAGAAGAAAAGAAAACAGCGUUCACCAGCAAAAAUCCUUACAAUAAAUGAGGAUGGAUCACUUGGUCUGAAAACCCACAAAUCUCAUGUUUGUGAGCAUUGCAAUGCUGCCUUUAGAACCAACUACCAUUUACAGAGACAUGUCUUCAUUCAUACAGGUGAAAAACCAUUUCAGUGCAGUCAGUGCGACAUGCGUUUCAUACAGAAGUACCUGCUACAGAGGCAUGAGAAGAUUCAUACUGGUGAAAAGCCAUUUCGUUGUGAUGAAUGUGGUAUGAGGUUUAUUCAGAAGUAUCACAUGGAAAGGCACAAAAGAACUCACAGCGGAGAGAAGCCUUACCAGUGUGAAUAUUGUUUGCAGUAUUUCUCCAGGACUGAUCGUGUGCUGAAACAUAAACGUAUGUGCCAUGAGAACCGUGACAAGAAACCGAACAGAAGUGCCACCAAAGUUGGCUUUUUGCCAUCGGAGGAAGAUUCUGGUUUCUCUACGCCUAUGAAAGACAGCUCCUUGCCAAAGAAGAAAAGGCAGAAAACGGAGAAAAUGAAAUCUGGGGAUAAGGAAGGUACAGAUAAAUCAGAACAGAAGAAGGACAAAAAUGACUAUUUGCCUUUGUACUCUUCUAGUACUAAAGUAAAAGAUGAAUAUAUGGUAGCGGAAUAUGCUGUUGAGAUGCCACAUUCUUCAGUCAGCGGAACGCAUUUAGAAGAAGCAAAUUCUGGAGAAAUACACCCACCUAAGCUCGUUCUCAAAAAAGUUAACAGCAAGAGGAGUCUGAAACAGCCACUUGAGCAAAGUCAAACCAUUUCACCUUUAUCUACAUAUGAAGACAACAAGGUUUCAAAGUAUGCCUUUGACCUUGUGGAUAAACAAAGUUUACUGGACUCUGAAGGUAAUGCUGACAUUGAUCAAGUUGACACAUUACAGGAAGGGCCCAGUAAACCUGUACACAGCAGCACUAAUUAUGAUGAUGCAAUGCAGUUUUUAAAGAAAAAGAGGUAUCUACAAGCAGCUAGUAAUAACAGUAGAGAAUAUGCCUUGAAUGUAAGUACCAUAGCAUCUCAACCUUCGGUAACACAGGCAGCUGUGGCCAGCGUCAUUGAUGAAACUGCUACAGCUUCAAUAUUAGACACACAGGCACUGAAUGUUGAAAUUAAAGGUAGCCAUGACAAAAAUGUCAUUCCAGAUGAGGUACUGCAAACUCUGUUAGAUCAUUAUUCACACAAGGCUAAUGGACAACAUGAGAUAUCUUUCAGUGUGGCUGACACUGAGGUGACCUCCAGUAUAUCAAUCAAUUCUUCUGAAGUAUCUGAGGUCACCCAAUCUGAGACAGUUGGAACAAGCUCUCAAGCUUCCUCAUCAGAUAAAGCUAGUAUGCUACAAGAAUAUUCAAAGUUUUUACAACAAGCUUUGGACAGAACUAGCCAAAAUGAUGCCUAUUUGAACAACCCGAGCCUUAAUUUUGUGACUGAUAACCAGACUCUUACAACCCAGCCAGCAUUUCCUUCCAUGGAGAAGGUCUACACGUCUAUACCCGUCAAUAGCUUUCGAUCGGGAAUGAACUCUCCAUUAAGAACGACUCCAGACAAGUCUCAUUUUGGACUAAUGGUUGGUGAUUCGCAGCACCCUUUUCCCUUUUCAGGUGAUGAGGCAAAUCAUUCUUCUUCCUCCUCUACACAGGACUUCUUGGAUCAAGUAACUUCUCAGAAGAAAGCAGAGGCACAGCCUGUUCACCAAGCAUAUCAAAUUAGCUCCUUUGAGCAGCCCUUUAGAGCUCAGUACCAUGGGGCAAGAGCUGGAAUAUCAUCUCAGUUUAGCACUGCCAAUGGACAGGUGAACCUUCGGGGACCAGGGACAAGUGCUGAUUUCCCAGAAUUUCCCUUGGUGAAUGUAAAUGAUAGCAGAGCUGGGAUGACUUCUUCACCUGAUGCCACAACGGGCCAGACUUUUGGCUAAGAAAUCUUUGUAAAUAAUACUGGCACUUUAGAACACAUUUGUCAAAAGGGGGUUGCUCUGUAUAAGAUGGAGUUCUGUACAGCUUUUAAGAGCGCUAUGUUAAAACAAAAGUAAGCUGAUAUUAGCAAGACCAAUAACUGCUUUUUUUUUUCUUUCUUUUUUUUCUUUUUUUUUUUUUUUGGUUAGUCACCAGUCAUUGAACUGCCUGAUGUUGGUGCCCCUAUCAAAGGCAGUUUAUUAUUCAUUUGUUUGAAUCCAGAAAAUAUUUUACCUUCUAUGAAAUUUAAAAUAAACAAAAUCCCCAGGUAAGACUUUCCCCCAUGAUUGUUUCCUUACUGGUUUCCUUGUAUGCUUUCGGAGGACAGUUUAUUGUCUGAUGCUAUUCAUAUUGUCAUUUCUAAGCUUGUCACUAUAGUCAUUGCUCUUCAGCAGGGAGUCAACAUGUACUAAACACACAGAAUGAAUAGUAAGUUUCAAAGUCAAGCAAAUAUGGCUUUAAAAGAUGGCAUUUUCUAGAAAAAUAAUCUUUCUUCCAUCUCUCUCAAAAAUAACUUUAGACCAUGUGCCCUUUAUUUCUGCUUUGCAUUACCUUGAGUUGUGUUUGGAGGAAAAAAUGAAUUCUGAUAGACUAACUCUACUAUUUAAAAAUCUAAUUAAUUUAAAAUACUUUAGACACUUUUUAAAGCAAAAUGCCUAACUGCUAAAGCCUUUACUUCAUUCCUGAAGUAAUGUGUAUUUCUUUGUACAGCUGAAUCUAGAUGUAACUUUUUAAUGACUUUUUCAUACGCAGAUAUCAAGAUUUUGAAGUUUUAGUUAAAAUACUGUGUAGAUGACAUUCCCAAUUGCAUAAUGCUUACACAAACUGUGUAUUCCAAGAUUUAAAAGCUUAAUUGUACCUUACCCUACAUAUUCAUAAUGAUUAACAUAGAGCACUUAGUCAACUUGAUAGUUUUUGAUUUCUCAAAAAAUAAAACCAUUUUUAGAUUUUUAGGUUUGAUACGGUUGCAUCAUUUUCAUCUCAUACAGCUCCAAUAAUUCUUUUCAAUAUACUUGAGAUUGGGUAUUCUUAGCUUCUGUAAAAACUGUUUUAAUUCUCUGUCUAGAAUUUUGACAAUUCAGAUCAUUAAAUUUAUUGAAGUAUCCCUGAAAGCUGAAGAAGUGGGCAUUCAAAUUCCCUAUCUUUUUAGUGUUUGCUUAGUAAAAGUCAUUAUAAUUUUACCAACCAAAACUGCUGAAUAAUGCUAGUGAACAGGAUUUCUUUUUCCAGCGUUGGCGAGUGAUCAGAAGUUUUCGUUGCAUUUCACAGUAUAAAUAAACCACAAAGUUUAUCCCUGUACCAUGAAUAUGUUUUUUUGAAUAGUACUUUGUCUUGAAGUAUACAGUAUGGUACGAUAAGUAGUUCUGUGUGCAUUUUUAAGGUGGUAAGAUUUGAGUAGCAUAACUAUUGUGUAGUUUAAGUUAACAAGUUACAGAUUUUUGAACUGUAUGUUCAUUCUAUUGCACCUUCCCUAAAGGGACACUGUCUGGUAGUUUAAGGCAGUUUAAGCCUAAUGUAGGCUGGUUAACCAGGGAAAAACGCACACACACACGUAUAUAUAUAGGUAUGUAUGUAUAUGGUGUAGUUUUGUUUUGUUUUGUUUUUUUUUUAAAUAGGAUUGCAUACAUCCUUUUACAGCACUAUUCCUAGCUGGUAUCUCUCAGAUGAAGCCAUCAGCUAGGAGGAAAGACUGUGUCUCAAGGGGCUAAAAUAUAUCCUGUCUUUUAAGAAAGGACUUGAGCAGGACAUACAACAGUUCCCACUUCUUCCCAAAGCAGUAGCAAUAUUUUUCUUAAUUUUCAUUACUAGGAAACUGAUCCCACUCUGUCUCUUUUCCCUUAUGGUAGCACUAUUAUAGCACUAACUUCACUUGGUACAGUUGAGGGAGAAAGUGCAUUUAUUACCCAUAGCUUGCUUCUUAUAUUUACAAGAAAUACAGUUUAUGUAAACCUCUUGCAUAAUAUUUUUGUAUGAGAAAACAGGUUCUGUUUUGAUUCAUUGACCCUGUGUAUCAUAUAGGAAGGUGUUUCAGCGUGCUAUGACUUACCAGUAAUUUUGUCUGAAUAUUUGGCCCCGAGUUAAGAAGAAUGAGCAUCAAGGGAGAAAAGUAAAUUCCUUAUGGAUUAUUAAUGAUACAUGUAAAGAAGUUUCUUUGAAAGAAUAUUUUUAAACUGCUUCAUGUGUGUCUGUUUUUCUUCCUUUAUGCUCAGUUUGAUUUUUUUUGACUUUCCAUUCUAUGUUGCACAGACAUAAUACAUAUGACCCCUGUAUCCCAGGAAGCCCUCUCUUGCAACGCAUGUUUCGUUUUCAGUGUUUCAUUUCCAUGACACCCUAGCUUGUGCCGCGUGAAUAAUACUGUGUUGGCAGCUUUGUUCUAAUGUCCUGUUGUUGCGAGUAGAUGGCCAUUAACAGUACUAUUUGUUAAAUACAACAAGCAGCAAAAGCCAAAAAAAAAAAAAAAAAAGCAAAAAACCCCCUAGAUUAUUACUGCACUUCUCUGGCCCCAUGGGGAGGUAAGAGGAAUAAAGCCUCCUUCUGCCUAAGGAGAUUGACCGAGCUUUAUUUUAAAAAGUUACUGUAUUGAUACUCUGCUGUGAGAAAGUGAUUGAGGAGUAGGAUGGAAUAGCUCUCGCUCCAUGCCAUCUUCACACUUAGGAACUGCUGCUUGGGUGCAUGAGGGAGCAAGGUAUUGUACAGAGUGAAGGAACUUGCUCUUCCAUGGAGCAAAGUUGAGAAUCCUCUGAGGAACUGUUAUUCCUUAUGUCGCAGCUCAUUCUCUAGCCUGCUGCUGAGCCAUUACAGCUAUUCUCUGUGCCUUAGGACAGGUUGUAAAGUCCCCAUCUAGCCCACAGGGACUGUCUCGCAGGGUUCUUCCAUGUGUACAAUUAAGGCAGUGGUGUGAGUAGUUUAUCUGCUGAUGCUUGAAGCUUUCUGUACUGGAGGAGUUAACCAAAUAUACUGCUAUGAUUUCCUGAGUACAUGCCCUUUUAUUCUGGAAUAAGUGUGUAUGUAGUUCCGGGAGGUUCAACUAUGUAAAAAGCACUUGCCUGUUUAAUAAUUACAUUAUUUAAUAACAUUUUCCACUGCUUGUGUUUUGCUGCUUUUAAUCUGCUACAGAUGCACACUCUUCAUUUUGAUCUGGUCAGUGUUCAUUUUUGUUAGUUUUCCGUGUAUGUCUGGAAAAAAGCGACUUUGGUUUUCUGUUCUAUUCUUGUACUGAUAUUGUUCAGUCUGUCAGCAUAAGGCUGGGGUGAGCAUUUAUAUUCCACAGAGCUAACAACAGACGUUCUUACUUAAAAGUCAUGCAAGCACUGAAUGUGUGUGUGUGUGUAGGGUGGAAUUUUUUGGGGAUAUCUCCUAGUGAUAGAGCAAUGGUGAUUUUUAAAAAAAGAAAGUUGAUGACAUUUAUUACCAAACGAUAUA